GUGUCGAAUUUACAUCGAAUCAUGAAGUUGAUCAGCAUUCGCUGGAAGACCUGCCUGCCAGGUCUGAUAAUAGUUACUUACCUGGUGAGUGCUAUGCUAUAUUUCGGAAAGGAUAUUACCCAGAUUGAGCCAGUGGAACCAAGAGUUGUGAAAAACAAGACCAAAGUGCCACGAAUGUAUGCCAAGACCAUCAAUCAUGAUGGCAACUGGGAGACUAUUGUAACCAAUCCGGAAUUAAAGCCCAGAUAUCGCGUUGGCGGCGGAAGGACUCGUGUCAAGUUCGUGAUUGGAGUACCCACUGUACUGCGACCGAAAAAGAACUAUGUGCUCCAAACCGUGGACUGUCUGAUCCGUCGAAUGACUCCGGAGCAGCGCAACAAUUGUCUAAUUGUGAUAUUCGUGGGUGAAACUAAGCUGCAGUUCGCCAAGUUCAUUGUGAAGGAACUGCAUGCGAAUCAUUCGACGCAUAUGCGAGCUGGCCUCAUCGAUGUCAUUGCGCCACCCCUUAAUUACUAUCCCAACUUCUCGAGGCUACACAUCACGCUGAACGAUGAUCCGCAGCGGGUUCAGUGGAGGACCAAACAGAACCUGGACUACAUAUACCUGAUGUCCUAUGCUAAGAGCAGGGGCUUGUACUACCUGCAACUGGAGGACGAUGUGAUGGCGAACGUGGGUUUCCUGGACUACAUCCAGAAGUUUGCAGUACUGCAUAGCAGUUUUCGGAUCGCCCAGCAGAUCGAUUGGAUUGUGAUGAGCUUCAGUGAGCUGGGCUUCAUAGGGAAGCUCUUCCGCACCUCCGUGCUGAGCUCCUUCGUGGCGUACCUGAAGUUGUUCUACAAUGACCAGCCCAUUGACUGGCUGCUCCAGAGCUUCGUGACCCUGCAGAGCUGUCGCUGGGAUAGUGUUUCCGAUCCCGAAUGUCAGCGGAACUUCGAGUCCCGACUGCUGCGCUCCGCGCAAUCACAGUUCCAGCAUAUGGGUGCCCAAUCGUCUUUGGCGGAUAAGGAGCAAUAUCAAAAGGAUGCCUUCUUUAACCAUAACUUUGCAAGGCAGCGCUUGAGGCAUCUGCGACAGCCGCUCAACCUGAUCGCCACCCAUCGGAACUCGCUGUUGAAGCAUAAUCUCGACCUGGUUGAGGGGGAAACGUUUAUCUGGAUCUACAUGCCACGGAUGCCCAAGAUCAUGAAGUAUCUGAUAACCAAUCAGUUCGAGCAGACGCAGCUUCACAUUCGCAAUGCGAAGGAGACAGCCCACAAUCUGGCCGAGUUCAAUAUUGAAUUGGUCAAGGGAUCGCCCACACUGGUGGCCAACAGCUCCUCGACAAGGCAGUGUGGAUUCGUGAUGAGUCACACCGUCCAAUCGUUUGCAGAAAGGGAUGGUAAAGCGGAGCUGCCCUAUAAUUAUAUGUACUAUUACAUAAAGGAGGAGCCCGAGGGUCUCAGCUGGUUCCGUCGAUUCCUUUGGGCUUCCAAUGGAUCCUCUAUCGUCGAGCUACGAUCCACAAUGGUAUUACUCCUGCUUGCUUUUCAGUUUGCACAAUAAUUAAUAAAUUUCCAUCAAUUCAAUUUCAAAUACUUGAGUUAUUUAUUAAGCUUAUACACACAUUACACGCAUAUUUGUUGUUCUCGUUUUUGAUUCGAUUAAGUUUUGAGUUGUCCCAACGGCUUAUGAAUAUUGUAAAAUUGUUAUUUGUAAUUUGUUGUAAUUCAGCUACGAUCGUUAUGUGUUCGUGGAAGGGGAAGCCUAUAAUGCCAGC
Molecule: messenger RNA, 1756 nt
Organism: Drosophila sechellia
Lineage: Eukaryota; Metazoa; Arthropoda; Insecta; Diptera; Drosophilidae
Gene: Mgat4b
Product: alpha-1,3-mannosyl-glycoprotein 4-beta-N-acetylglucosaminyltransferase b
Exons: 1
Coding region: 22-1542 (506 amino acids)
Biological process (GO): protein N-linked glycosylation
Molecular function (GO): acetylglucosaminyltransferase activity
Source: RefSeq, a predicted model, not a curated record